Molecule: messenger RNA, 1446 nt
Organism: Raphanus sativus (radish)
Lineage: Eukaryota; Viridiplantae; Streptophyta; Magnoliopsida; Brassicales; Brassicaceae
Exons: 7
Coding region: 1-1446 (481 amino acids)
Molecular function (GO): protein dimerization activity
Source: RefSeq, a predicted model, not a curated record
AUGAGAGACAAUGCUGGUAAAGGUGGAAGAAAUGAUGCAUGGACAGUUGACGGUUUUUCUAGCUGGAAUAAAGCUAAAAAUAUUUCAGAACAUGUAGGAGCUGUUAACAGUUUUCACAACAAUGCAGCAAUGAAGUGUGAAAACUUGAUGAAGCAAGGGUUACCUUUUCGUGGGCAUGAAGAGAAAGAAGAAAUCGCUAAUAAUGGUAACUUUGUUGAACUCUUGAAAUACACUGCCGAGCAAAAUGAAGAUGUGAAGCUAGUCAAAAGCAUUAUUGAUGAAAUUGAUCAUGAUGUAUUUGGUUUGUUGGUGGAUGAGUCUGCAGAUGUUUCUUAUAAAGAACAAAUGGCAGUUGUGUUUCGGUAUGUUGACAAGAGUGGGAUAGUCAAAGAGAGAUUCAUAAGUCUUACUCAUGUAAGUGAUACAUCUUCAUCAUCUUUGAAAUCUGCAGUUGAUUCUUUAUUUGCUAAGUAUGGAUUAAGCAUUACAAAGGUGAGAGGGCAAGGUUAUGAUGGUGCAAUGGGAGCUUCAUGUAAAAGGAAAGACGCGUUCAGAGAAAAUCACAAAAAAACGAUUGAGGAAGAAGUUAAUGAUGGUGUACGCAAGACUGGAAAAGGGUUAAAUCAAGAUGUUUCUGUUCAAAGACCAGGGAUGACUCGUUGGGGCUCUCACUAUAGGACUUUGCUGCGUGUGGUUGAGUGUUUUUCUUCUAUCCUUCAAGAGUUCAAUGAUCGCUUUAAUGAGGUGAACACUGAACUGCUUAUUUGUGCUGCUUCUUUAUCUCCCAUCGAUUCGUUCUCCCAGUUUGACCAUUCAAAACUGAUGAGAUUAUCGACUUUCUACCCAUCUGACUUUAGUCAAGGAGAGUGCAUAUCUCUUGACCAACAGCUAGAUAUCUAUAUUGAUAACAUUCGAAAUGAUGAAAGGUUUACUCAUUUAGAAGAUCUUGGAGACCUUGCUCGUACUUUGGUGGAAACACGAAAGCAUUUGUCAUUCCCUUUGGUUUAUAGGCUUCUGAAGUUGAUUUUGAUUUUGCCGGUUGCCACUGCAACUGUUGAGAGAAGUUUUUCAGCUAUGAAAAUCGUGAAGACAGAUCGACGAAAUCGGAUUGGCGAUGAGUUUUUGAAUGACUCUACGUCACCAUCACCAGGAGAAGCAGCUGCAUCGUCGUCGGUGGUUCCAAUGGUGUCCUCGGACACUGGAGCUUCGACCUCAGUUAUGGAAGCAGACGGAGCUUUGGAAGGGGACGUUGAAGGAGACGGAGAAGAGGCAGCUGCGGCAAGACCAAGGAUGGCCAAGAACACGAGACCAAAAAUUACGACAACGUUUUGGCGACCCAUUCUUCUCUCCGUCUCUUUCUACGUUAGCUUUCCUUUAUUUAUUUUAGGGUUUGAGGUUAGAGAUUGUGAUGAUUGGAGAAGAGCUGGGUUUGAUGUGUACAUAUAG